GGGGUGCCGUGGCCGUGGUGACGUGGCCUCCGCCAUAUUGAGGCUUCUCGUCUCCCGCGGGCCGCCCUCACGUCCGCGUCCAUUCCGCCGCCUCCCGCUCAUCGCCAGGCGCUCCGCCUCCUCCUCCUCCUUCCCUCUCUCGCCAUGGUGCUUCUGGCGGCGGCCGUGUGCACCAAGGCGGGCCGGGCCGUCGUGUCGCGCCAGUUUGUGGAGAUGUCGCGCUCGCGCAUCGAGGGCCUCCUCUCUGCCUUCCCCAAGCUCAUGGGCUCGGGCAGGCAGCACACGUUCGUGGAGACGGACAGUGUGCGCUACGUCUACCAGCCCCUCGAGAAGCUUUACGUGCUCCUCGUCACCACCAAGAACUCCAACAUCCUGGAGGACCUCGAGACCCUGCGCCUCUUCUCCAGGGUGGUCCCCGAGUACUGCAAGGUACUGGAGGAGAGCGAGAUUGCGGAGCGCUGCUUCGAGCUGAUCUUCGCCUUCGACGAGAUCGUGGCGCUGGGCUACCGUGAGAACGUCAACCUGGCGCAGAUCCGAACCUUCACGGAGAUGGACUCGCACGAGGAGAAGGUGUUCCGUGCCGUGCGAGAGACCCAGGAGCGGGAGGCGCGAGCCGAGAUGAAGAAGCGUGCCAAGGAGCUCCAGGCCGUGCGGCGCGACGCCGAGCGCACGGGCAAGAAGGCCCCGGCCUUCGGGGGCUUCGGCGGGGGAGGGGGCGGCAUGGGGGGCGUGGGGGGGGGCGCCCCCUCCUCCCCCGUUCUUGGGGGCUCGGCGCUGGACGACAACGACAAGCCCAGGGCGACCUCCGUGGCGGCCAGCCGCUCGAGCGGGAAGGCGAUGAAGCUGGGCAGCAAGGGCAAGGAGGUGGACUCGUUUGUGGACAAGCUCAAGUCGGAGGGCGAGCGCGUGGUCGCCUCCAGCGCGGCGGCACACAAGCGCCAGGACAACGGCAAGGCCGUCGCGCCGCCCGCUCACACGGAGAGCGUGCACCUGCGCGUGGAGGAGAAGCUCUCGCUGGUGUGCGGCCGCGACGGCGGCCUGCAGAGCAUGGAGCUGCUGGGCAUGGUGACGCUGCGCGUGGCCGACGAGAGCCACGCACGCAUCCGCAUCGCCGUGGACAACAACGACAAGAAGGGCGCGCAGCUGCAGACGCACCCCAACGUGGACAAGAAGCUGUUCACCGCCUCGUCGGUGAUUGGCCUCAAGAACGCCGAGAAGUCGUUUCCCCUCAACACCGACGUGGGGGUCCUCAAGUGGAGGCUGCAGACGGCGGACGAGAGCUUCGUUCCGCUCACCAUAAACUGCUGGCCGUCGGAGAGCGGCUCUGGCUGUGACGUGAACAUUGAGUACGAGCUGCAGGAGGAGGCGCUGGAGCUCACGGACGUCGUCAUCACCAUCCCCCUCCCCGCCGGGGCGGGCGUGCCCGUGGUGGGCGAGCUGGACGGGGAGUACUCCCACGACACGAGGCGGGGGCAGCUGGAGUGGCGGCUGCCCCUCAUCGACGCCAAGGCCAAGAGCGGCAGCCUCGAGUUCAGCUGCCCCGGCCUGCCCUCAGAUUUCUUCCCCCUCUCCGUCACCUUCCUCUCCCGCAAGACCUACUGCGACAUCGCGGUGACGGGAGUCAGUUUGGUCGACGGUGAUUUGCCAAGCAAGUUCUCCACAGAGACUUCACUCGUUGUGGACAAAUACGAGAUCGUGUGAGGGGCGACUUUCCACUCUCUCACACACACACACAUAGAUAUAUAUAUACACACACACACAAAGGCAAAGAUCCCCCGUGUAGCCUUAACAGACUGUUGGGGCAAAGUGCUUGUUCGCGAGCACCUCUGAAGGCCGGCACGGCACACACACACACACAAACGUACGUGCACACGCGCUCAUAUUAAGGUUGCCCGUAUAGCCUGCAAUGGGCUGUUGGGACAAGUGGUGUUAGAACAGCAGCAAUCGUACGCACACACACACACACAUAUAUACGUACGUACACAACACGCACGCGCGAGCUACAUACAUCUUCACACACGUACUGGUAGACUUGCACACGUACACACACACACACACGCACACAUCUUCACACACGUACUGGUAGACUUACACGUACACACACACAGACGCACGCACGCGCGCGCAAAGACCUUUAACAGGCCGUUGGGGCGAGUGCUUGUUAGUGUGACAGCACCUUUGUGCCCUCUUCAUGCACACACACACACACGCAUGCACACACACAC
Petromyzon marinus (sea lamprey) is the source of this 2225-nucleotide messenger RNA. It is a transcript of the gene ARCN1, whose product is annotated as archain 1 coat protein complex I subunit delta. Gene Ontology annotation, biological process: Golgi localization; retrograde vesicle-mediated transport, Golgi to endoplasmic reticulum; endoplasmic reticulum to Golgi vesicle-mediated transport. Gene Ontology annotation, cellular component: COPI vesicle coat. NCBI's taxonomy places the organism in Eukaryota, Metazoa, Chordata, Hyperoartia, Petromyzontiformes, Petromyzontidae. The record is from RefSeq and is a predicted model, not a curated record.